AUGGCUCGGAUGACUGCAGUGGCCAUGCUGCUGCCAGGGCUGCUGCUCGCCCUCCUCGCUGCUGCCAUCGCUUCCAUUGCUGUCGUCCGCAUCAUCAUGCCACUUGGAAGGGAAUGUUUCUAUCGUGCUUCAGGUAACGCCACUGUGAUGUGUGGAAAUGCCACAUGCGGACCUGACUCUCGGCCUAAUGCCGCCAAUGCCAUCACCGCAUCGCUUCAGCAUGCCCACGCUCUCGACGUGCCUAUUCACUCCCUCCACGCCCUGUCUCCAGGUGCAAUUCAUCUGCUCGUGCUGUAUUCUGCACUCGCUACUCUUGGAUCACUGCUGUGGGGGAUGGGCGUGACCCACACGCAAGUCAGAGCAUGGGUGCAUCAGCAGGGCUUGGCUGUGACGGCUGGGCUGAUGAAGCUGAAGAGUGCAAGCAAGCGCCUCCUGCAACCUGGAAUGUUCUCUCUGCUGCACAGCCUCAGGAAGCGAGCUUUUUCUGGGGUGCAGAAAGUGAGCGAGGCUGUUGGGACUAUCGCUGCGAGGAUGGCCGGAACAGCUGAGUUGAGUGAGGCGAUGGAGAUGAAAAUGAGGGCGUUUACCAUGCAGCUGGAAGAGACACGGAGGGAAUUGGAGGGGGCUGAGAGGCGACGACUGGCGGAGAUGAUGCAGGGCGAGGUGAAUGCAGUUAGGGAGGAGGUGAUAGCAGCAAAAGGGGAGAUGGCUGAGCAGAAGCAGUCAACCACAUUGCAGUUUGAGGAGGCUGAGAGGAGACGAGUGGCGGAGAUGAGAGGGCAGGUGGAGGAGAGGGAGAGGGAGCUGGCAGCAGUGAAGGGGGGGCUGGCUGCAUUGAGGGGGGAGCUGGUCGAACAGAAUGUUCUCAUGAAGUUGGAUGUUGACCUGCAGAUCAGGCAGAGUGAAGGCAAUCAGAAGACAGCAUGGGAGGUGAGUGCUAAGGGAACUCUUUCACAGGGCAUGCAUGGUUGA
Closterium sp. NIES-65 is the source of this 972-nucleotide messenger RNA. NCBI's taxonomy places the organism in Eukaryota, Viridiplantae, Streptophyta, Zygnematophyceae, Desmidiales, Closteriaceae. The record is from the annotation of a GenBank genome assembly.